Molecule: messenger RNA, 3832 nt
Organism: Sorex araneus (European shrew)
Lineage: Eukaryota; Metazoa; Chordata; Mammalia; Eulipotyphla; Soricidae
Gene: SLC18A2
Product: solute carrier family 18 member A2
Exons: 16
Coding region: 140-1693 (517 amino acids)
Biological process (GO): aminergic neurotransmitter loading into synaptic vesicle; transmembrane transport
Cellular component (GO): terminal bouton; synaptic vesicle membrane
Molecular function (GO): serotonin:sodium:chloride symporter activity
Source: RefSeq, a predicted model, not a curated record
UGACGUCAGAGCCGGAGCGGGUAAACUGAGCGGCUGCGGCGGGGCGGGGGCGAGACAGCGAGCGGAGCGCUGGGCGGCCGGACGGAGCUCGUGGCGGCGGGGCAGGCAGCGCCCGCGACCCCCAGCCGAGCCCCCAGCCAUGGCCCUGAGCGAGCUGGCGCCGCUGCGCUGGCUGCAGGAGAGCCGCCACUCGCGGAAGCUCAUCCUCUUCAUCGUGUUCCUCGCGCUGCUGCUGGACAACAUGCUGCUCACCGUCGUGGUCCCCAUCAUCCCGAGCUACUUGUACAGCAUCAGGCAUGAGAAGAACGCCACGGAAGUGCAGACCCCCAGGCCCGCGCUCCCGGCCGCCACCGCGGACAGCUUCCAGAACAUCUUCUCCUAUUAUGACAACUCCAUCAUGGUCACGGGCAAUGGCACUGGCAGCCGUCCAGGCGGGCCACCACCCAGGGCCACCACCCAGCACAUGGUCACUAACCGGUCCACUGCCCCUUCCGACUGCCCCAGCGAAGACAAAGACCUCCUGAACGAAAAUGUGCAAGUGGGCCUGCUGUUCGCCUCCAAGGCCACCGUCCAGCUGCUGACCAACCCCUUCGUAGGGCUGCUGACCAACAGGAUCGGCUACCCCAUCCCCAUGUUUGCGGGGUUUUGCAUCAUGUUUGUCUCCACCCUCAUGUUCGCCUUCUCCAGCAGCUACGCCUUCCUGCUCAUCGCCAGGGCGUUGCAGGGCAUCGGAUCCUCCUGCUCCUCCGUGGCUGGGAUGGGCAUGCUGGCCAGUGUGUACACGGAUGACGAAGAGAGAGGCAACGCCAUGGGGGUCGCCCUGGGAGGCCUGGCCAUGGGGGUCCUCGUGGGGCCCCCCUUCGGGAGCGUGCUGUACGAGUUUGUGGGGAAGACCGCUCCGUUUCUGGUGCUGGCGACGCUGGUGCUCUUGGACGGAGCCAUUCAGCUCCUGGUGCUCCAGCCGUCCCGGGUGCAGCCCGAGAGCCAGAAGGGGACGCCACUCACCACCCUGCUGAGGGACCCCUACAUCCUCAUCGCUGCAGGCUCCAUCUGCUUCGCCAACAUGGGCAUCGCCAUGCUGGAGCCGGCCCUCCCCAUCUGGAUGAUGGAGACCAUGUGUGCCCGCAAGUGGCAGCUGGGCAUCGCUUUCUUGCCGGCGAGUGUCUCUUAUCUCAUUGGAACCAACGUCUUUGGGAUACUGGCACACAAAAUGGGGAGGUGGCUCUGUGCUCUCCUGGGAAUGAUAAUUGUUGGAAUCAGCAUCUUAUGUGUUCCUUUCGCAAAAAGCAUUUAUGGACUCAUAGCUCCGAACUUCGGCGUUGGGUUUGCAAUUGGGAUGGUGGACUCCUCCAUGAUGCCCAUCAUGGGCUACCUGGUCGACCUACGCCACGUGUCCGUCUACGGCAGUGUGUAUGCCAUUGCCGAUGUGGCCUUUUGUAUGGGCUACGCCAUAGGUCCUUCCGCGGGCGGUGCGAUCGCCAAGGGAAUUGGAUUUCCAUGGCUCAUGACAAUUAUUGGAAUCAUUGAUAUUCUUUUUGCGCCUCUCUGCUUUUUUCUUCGAAGUCCCCCUGCCAAGGAAGAAAAAAUGGCUAUUCUCAUGGAUCACAACUGUCACAUUAAAACAAAAAUGUAUACUCAGAAUAAUAUCCAGUCAUACCCAAUAGGUGAUGAAGAAGAAUCGGAAAGUGACUGAAACCCUAAAAAAUUCAUCCUAGUAUUUGUGUCGUGUUUCCAAACAACUCACUGAACACCGUCUUAGUCAUACCAUCCAUUCCCGUUGAAAAAGUAUGACAACCAAAGGUUCUUCUUUCUUUUCCAUGGUUAUGAUCGAUUGCCAACAGCCUUAUAAAGAAAAAGAAGCUUUUCUAGGGGUUUGUAUAAAUAGUGUUGAAAACUUUAUUUUAUGUAUUUGAUUUUAUUAAAUAUCAUACAAUAUAUUUUGACGAAAUAUAGUGUAAAUCUAUAAAUAUCUGAAUCCAAAUCAAAUAUAAUUUUUUUAACUUACAUUCACGAACAUCUGGGCAAAAAAAAGUCUAUUUUUUUCUGAAUAUUGGUAACGAGUGUUUAAAACUAAAGUACAUGUUCUGAGACACUUCUGACAAUGAGAAAUUAGAAAUCUGAAAAACAUAAGCAAGACAGCAUAUAUAUGUAGUGAUACUAAGUGUUAACUUGUAAUCACUGUAAUCAAUAUAUCUGAGCGACAAGCUAGUUAUCUCAAAUGCAGAGAACAAGAACUCAUCAGUCAUCUUUGGGAUUUAUCCAUAAAUCUUGGCUGGUCUUCUAUGUCAUUAUCUACCUGGAAACAGAUGGCUGUAAACUAUGCUUACAUGUCAGGUAGUUGGCAUUAAGUAAAAGCCAGUAAGGGAGAAGUAAACAUGUUCUGAAAGUCAAGAAAAGCACCCGAAAUGUAGAGUUAGGAACUAGAAGCUUCCUUUUAAGACAUAUACUUGAUUGUCUUACUGGAUGAUAAAACUGAGAUAUUUACUGUCAAGGUUGUUGAAGCACGGCAAGAUAUAUUGAAUCAAUUUUUAGAAAAGAAACUUAAAAGCUGGGAUGACGUGGGAAAAACAGAUUCUAAUCACCCUUGACCUGUCUGGAGGUCAUCCAAGUGCUUUCUAGGGAUUUAUUAAUUUUGAGUUGUUUGAAACUAUUACUUUUUAGAUUUCUAAAAGUUGUUUACAUCAUUGUGAAGACAAAGGAGGAAUGAAAUUGUCUUGAAUCACAUUAGGAAAACAGGUAAAGAUAGGGUGCUCAGGGCACCCUUUUUCACAGGCAGGAGAAACCAAACAUCUAAGAUGUCUGUGUAUUACUCUAUUGUCCAGUACUGUGUGAUGUGGUUUUUCUAAGCAUGACAACAUUGACGUGCCUUUUCAGUGUAGCAGCAAAUACUGUUAGUGAACAUUGUCACUUUACAUCGUGUAUGAGAUAUGACUGGAGUGUGGAGAUAGUAUGGAAUGUCUCAAAUAAUACUUGUUAAUUCCCUAGUUCUGUAAUCAUAAAAAUUACCUAAUGUCAGUUCUUUGGCUAGAAUUGUAUUUGUUAGCUUAGACAUCAAGAAGCAAAGAACUCUAGAAGACUCAACCAUGUAACUGUCUAGCAAAGUAGCUAAUACUUCAUUUUCAUUCUCUUUACGAAGAUUUUAGAUGGGGCUUUGAGAGAUCUGAACUCUGGAUUUCAAGUGUGUAGCUAGAAGCAAACAAGCUUCCUAUGUACAUUUGCUCUGUGCAACUUGCACAGGCCGGCUGCUUUGGAAGAUGGAGGCACUCAUGUGGCUAAAAGGAAAAGGCAGGAUUGUUUGUUACCACCAUGUGGAGAAAGUCAAUGUCUCAGAGGGUUUGUAGUUCUCCCCACCCCGACAUCACAGAAUUUUUCCAGAAUUUUUGCCUUUAAGGACUCAAGAAUGACUAGUAAAAGCAUGCCUGCUGCUAUCCCAAAGGAUGAGAAAUUUUAGUUUAGUUUUAAAAAAUGUUUUAAUCAAAAAUAUUCUUUUAAUAUUCUUUUAAGCACAGUUUUGGGAUCAAAAGAUGCCACUUUCAUCUGAGAGAGAAAACAUUUUAAGACUUUUGUUCACUAAUAUUCUGGGGUUAACAAGACUGAAGAUAGAGGUUUUAAAAAUAUCUUUUUAAAAUGUUUUAGAUCAUGUUUUUUAGAACAAAAAACAUGCAGCUUUCUGAAGGUUUCUUUUGAGCACAGGCAUUUUUUGGGUUGUACCUGGCAAAACAGAUAGAAAAAUUUUAAUGAGGUAGCUAUGAAUGAAUGUUUUUUUUCAAAUGCUGUAUUGAAUGUCUAUACCAUCCUUAGCUAGUUUACUUAAUAAAUCUCCUGAAUGCUA